Molecule: messenger RNA, 954 nt
Organism: Sorex fumeus (smoky shrew)
Lineage: Eukaryota; Metazoa; Chordata; Mammalia; Eulipotyphla; Soricidae
Product: olfactory receptor 51G2-like
Exons: 1
Coding region: 1-954 (317 amino acids)
Biological process (GO): G protein-coupled receptor signaling pathway
Cellular component (GO): membrane
Molecular function (GO): G protein-coupled receptor activity; olfactory receptor activity
Source: RefSeq, a predicted model, not a curated record
AUGUUUUCCUGCAACACCAGCACUUCCGGUCACUCUACCUUCCUCCUCACUGGUUUUCCAGGACUGGAAGCCUCUCAUCAUUGGGUUUCCAUCCCCAUCAACCUCAUCUGUGUGAUUUCCAUCCUGGGUAACAGUAUCAUCCUCUUCCUGAUUCGCACUGAUUCAGCUUUACAUGAACCCAUGUACAUCUUCCUGUCCAUGUUGGGGGCCUCUGAUCUGGGCCUCUGUGCCUCUACCUUCCCCACCAUGGUGCGGCUCUUCUGGCUGGGCACUCGUGAGCUGCCUUUUGAUUUCUGUGCUGCACAGAUGUUCUUUAUUCAUGCCUUCACCUAUGUGGAAUCCGGCGUGCUGCUAGCCAUGGCCUUUGAUCGCUUCAUUGCCAUUCGGGAACCUCUUCACUAUGCCACAAUUCUUACACAUUCAACCAUGGCCAAAAUGGGGGUCGCAAUUCUGGUGAGGGCUAUAGUGCUCAACCUUCCAGGUCCCAUUCUUUUACGGCGCCUGUUCUUUCCCCAGAUCAGUGUCCUCUCCCACUGCUACUGCCUCCACUGUGAUCUUGUGGGAUUGGCUUGCUCAGACACCAAGGUCAACAGCUUAUUUGGCUUGAUCUCCAUUCUUUUCUCCUUGGGCCUCGAUUCCUUCCUCAUCAUGCUCUCCUAUGCUCUGAUUCUACGAACUGUGCUGACCAUUGCAUCACCUGGUGAGCGACUCAAGGCACUCAACACAUGUGUCUCACACCUCUGUAUUGUUCUUAUCUUUUAUUUGCCAAAACUGGGACUGUCUGUGUUGCAUCGAGUAGAGAAACACAGUUAUCCUGCCUUAGCAGUGCUCAUGGCCAACCUACAUUUUUUGGUUCCACCCUUCAUGAACCCCAUAGUAUACUGCAUCAAGUCUAAGCAGAUCAGGCAGGGUCUCCUAAAACGCUUUAUGCAGAAAAGGAUUGAUGCAUCCUAG